Messenger RNA from Cooperia oncophora, 525 nucleotides. NCBI's taxonomy places the organism in Eukaryota, Metazoa, Nematoda, Chromadorea, Rhabditida, Trichostrongylidae. The record is from the annotation of a GenBank genome assembly.
AUGAUUCAGGAAGCUGGAAAAUAUUCAUUCUUGCGGGUUGAUAAGAAGAAACCUGCUGCAUUGGUGACAAACUUCGAUGAACCAGCUGGGUCUGAUCUGGAACUCGACCUCAACACUGGAAUCGAUAAUGAAAAGCCCAACGAGCCAAAGCUCGACAUGAAGAAUCUGGAAGCUUUUUUCAAGAAUGCUGCCACCGCUUCUCGCCCUCCUCCUUCUAAGCGCACUCCUAAACCCGCAUCUAAAACUAAGUCAAAGACUAACAGCUGGACCGCGAGAAAGCAGAGAUCACUGAAACUGUUUAAAGUCUUGAGGAGGGGUAGCUUCUCAAGCGAAAAAAAUGAGCAGAGGUCUUCGGAACGGAAACAAACAGAACACAAAGAGGAGUCGUCGGACGAAAAGGCAAAGGAAAAAGCAGUCGGUUUCAGCAGAUCAACAGCCGUCGACUCGGUUGUUUUCAACGUUGCGAACAUCCAAAGAGAAAAGCAAGACAUCACUACGAAGUUGAGCUCGUCAAAGAACCAGUAA